Messenger RNA from Zychaea mexicana, 859 nucleotides. RefSeq lists its product as uncharacterized. The record is from RefSeq and is a predicted model, not a curated record. The transcript has 2 exons. NCBI's taxonomy places the organism in Eukaryota, Fungi, Mucoromycota, Mucoromycetes, Mucorales, Lichtheimiaceae. The coding region runs from base 122 to 637 and encodes 171 amino acids.
ACCCGUAUACCCUUCAACACUUAGCUUUACUGCCAGAAAGCUGAAAGCAGACCCUUCUGGGGAUGGCGACGUUCUGUUCGACAUAGCACGACCUUCCACCGAAGAUCAAAUAAAAACAAGAAUGGCCCAACACUUAAACACGUCCACCACAAAUCAAACAAAAAAUAGAAUAACACAACACUCAGACACACCCACCGAGCCCACCGAGUCCUCAGGUUCAUCAACAAACAGCAUUUCACCGGAGUCGCGGAGAAAUCAAGAGUUACAACAGGCCUCGAGAGAGCGCGAAAAUUUAUCACAAUCUCCCUUGAGAUAUUUUGCUGACGAAUCACCAAGCCGUCGAUACCACCGUGGCCUUGUACCAGGCUCGCAAUCUUCUUGGGAUUUCGCCUUGUCUUCACAAGACCAUGCGCCUCGCCCUCAGGCGGAAGAGCACGCAAGGUCUUCAGAAACAAGCAGAAACUGGAUUGCUCCACCCGGCGGCUUCCCUCGCCGACCCAAUUCCCCACAAGAGGGCGAGAACCUCUACUAUCCAAGCUCGGUAAAUGGUGAAAGUGAUGCAGAAGACGAUACAGGAGAAGGCGAUGCACUUGUAAGUUCUCAGAAGAUCCAUAGGGGGGAAGCAGAACGAAACUAGAAAAUAUGGCUCGACGUGUUAUUGAACGUGUUUAAAAGAAAAGAAGUCACUGAAUAAGUAUUAUAUUAUUGUAUAGGGCUCUGACGAAGAGGGGGAUAACAACAAGCACAAUGUACAGGAAGAGCAGCAACAGCCAGCAAUGAUACCUCAAGCACCACAAGAACAACGUCAAAGCCAAGUCGAUGAUGAAGGACAGCAGCCACAUAGAAAGCUAAGAGCAAA